Molecule: messenger RNA, 1681 nt
Organism: Cornus florida
Lineage: Eukaryota; Viridiplantae; Streptophyta; Magnoliopsida; Cornales; Cornaceae
Exons: 6
Coding region: 355-1437 (360 amino acids)
Source: RefSeq, a predicted model, not a curated record
UUCCCAACAAACCUCACUUUUGAAAGGACCGUCGUUGAGUAGAUCUCCGUUGAACCUCACUCUAGGUUCUACUGUAGACGAUCGGCACCCAAAUCACUUAGAUCUUGACGCGUGUUACCCAUGGACUCGUGUCAGUUGUAUAUAGCGCGAGUACUAACAAAGAUAUGUCGUGCGAGUACAAUUAUAUUUGAUUUUUGAGCAUCGCUUAAAAAUUCCCGCCCAAAUGCCAAAUGGCAUUUACAUGUGUAUUAUAUCACUCUCUCUCUAUAUAUCAUCUCUCUCUAGAGUCUUGAUUCUCCGUCUUCAAUACAUUUCUUCAAUUUCAUCGUAAUCGAACUUUCUCUCUCUGUGUGAAUGGAGGACUCUGUGAAAGAUCAAUCUUCUCUCUCUGCGAACAAGGGCAGAUCAUCGUCGAAGCUUCGGUAUCCGCUCCGAUCGGCAAAUAAAUCCAAGGAGGAGAAGCCGCCAGUGGCCCAAUUGUCAAACUCUUCUUUGGCUUCUCAGAGGGGAAGACCUGCAUCAAGUGUGAGUCAGAGUGUGGGUGUUCUUGACCUCUCUGCCAAGCACAAAUCUGCCAAGUCUCCCAGAAGGUUUUCUAUUCCUGCCAAGUCAUCUGUUGGCCCUGUCACCAAACCAGUUGGCUGUAUUACUCCAAUUUCUGAGGCUAGAGCAAAAAGAUCAGUUAAUAGUCAAGUGAAAAAUGACACACCAGUUUCUGAUGUUUCCAAAUCAUCAAAUAGAAGAAAGUUCAGUGCUCUUUCUUCAGCAUCAUACUGGCUAUCACAGAUUAAGCUCUCUGAAUCUGCUGCUAAACACUCGAUCUCCUUUGGCUUCUUCAAACUUGCUUUAGAGGCUGGAUGUGAGCCUAUUCAGCGAAUGAGGGAUGAACUAAAAUCUUAUGCGCGCCGACAUAACUUUGUAGAAAUUGGAGAACCUGCAAAAGAAUUGUUCGAAAGCUACAAUAUUUUAGAACACUUUGAGCAGUUGCAGGUUUCUGAAAUCUGUUCCCAAGUGCCGGAAGAAGGAACUAGAUCAUCUGAUGAUGAUGUACACAGUUCUUCUUCUAUUACGGGAACUAGGAAAUUGGAGCCCAAGUCGUUGAACACUGAUGCUGCUCAAGUUUCCCCUAUCAUAGAAUCAACCAAGGAGACUAAUUCAAAAAAUAAUCCUGGAAUGAGGACUAGGGGAUCCUUGAGCAAGAAUUCUGCAACCACAAGGUCUGUUUCAGGCAUUGCAGGGCGUAAUGUGCAAAAGAAAUCACCGAAGGCUAGCAAACAAGAAUCUAAUAAUGAGAAGUCUAAGAUCAAGAAGCAGGGAAAGAAAUCUGCUCGUGACGAAGGUCCAACCAUCCCUUCAUCUACAGAGGAAACACUCCAAGAAAACAAAGAAAACAUGGAAACUCCCCAGAUGGGAGAGAUGAGUUUGAUUGAAGUUUAAAGACAAUCUGCAUCAAGCAUGCUGAAUUAAUAUUUGGGUUCUGUCUUCUGUGUUUUUGGUGGGGACUUUUCCUUUGUAUAGAAAGGAGUUAAAUGUUGAACUGUUUUCAGUGUGGUGUGGAAGUCAUUUUAUUAUUAUUACUAUUAUUUUUCAUAUUUUCAAUUUGUACUUCAUUGUUGGUGGGUAAAUCUGGGAUUAUACUUUGUGUCUCAUUAUUAUUAUACAAUACUUUGGUGAUUUCAAA